Molecule: messenger RNA, 234 nt
Organism: Puccinia triticina
Lineage: Eukaryota; Fungi; Basidiomycota; Pucciniomycetes; Pucciniales; Pucciniaceae
Exons: 1
Coding region: 1-234 (77 amino acids)
Source: RefSeq, a predicted model, not a curated record
AUGCGUUGGCUUUACCCCCCCAUCGAUGCGUCACCUAGUAUUGCGCAUGUUAACACCUACUUCCGUAUCAACAUUAGUACAAUGGAAGCUGUCGCUUAUAAAUUCUAUAAUAUUAAGAUGGCUACCCAAAUCUUCACCCCCACCCCUACUCUACAUCAUCCAAUUUUCAUUGAACUCUGGACUAUAUCUUCAAGCUACUCCCGUACUCGUUGGAAAUGGCUGCACCACGUAUAG